Messenger RNA from Camellia sinensis, 1444 nucleotides. RefSeq names its product anthocyanidin reductase ((2S)-flavan-3-ol-forming). NCBI's taxonomy places the organism in Eukaryota, Viridiplantae, Streptophyta, Magnoliopsida, Ericales, Theaceae. Gene Ontology annotation, molecular function: anthocyanidin reductase activity; oxidoreductase activity, acting on the CH-OH group of donors, NAD or NADP as acceptor. The record is from RefSeq and is a predicted model, not a curated record.
UUUGUGCUUUGAUUGAUUAUAGUAGAGAAAGGGUUUGUUGGGAGCGAAUGGGGAAACACCUGAAAGGUUUGAGUUGUUGGUGUAAGUGUGACUUCACGUGCUUACCUUCUUCCUCCAAUUCAAUUAGAUGAAACUGAAACCUUGACACCUCUAUUUAAGACAAACCUAGAAAGAAACUACUCACUCACUUACAACCAAAUAAAAAGCUUUAUUAAAUUGUUUUGGAUUGUGGGUAUCAAGAUCUUCAUCUUCUUCAUCCAAUUCUUGCUUUGAUCUUUAUAAAAAGUGAAGCCAUGGAAGCCCAACCGACAGCUCCGAAGGCCGCAUGUGUUGUUGGUGGCACCGGCUUCGUGGCGGCGACGCUCAUCAAGUUGUUGCUUGAGAAAGGCUAUGCGGUCAACACCACUGUCCGCGACCCAGGCAAUCAGAAAAAGACCUCUCACCUUCUAGCACUAAAGGGUUCAGGCAACCUAAAAAUCUUCCGAGCAGACCUCACCGAUGAACAGAGCUUUGACACCCCUGUAGCGGGUUGUGACCUGGUCUUCCAUGUCGCUACACCGGUCAACUUUGCUUCCGAGGAUCCAGAGAAUGACAUGAUAAAACCAGCAAUUCAAGGAGUAGUCAAUGUUCUAAAAGCUUGUGCAAAAGCAGGAACGGUUAAACGUGUCAUUUUAACAUCAUCAGCAGCUGCUGUAUCGAUCAAUAAGCUCAAUGGGACCGGCCUGGUCAUGGAUGAGAGUCACUGGACUGACACCGAGUUUUUGAAUUCUGCGAAGCCGCCCACUUGGGGGUACCCUUUAUCGAAAACACUAGCUGAGAAAGCUGCUUGGAAGUUUGCCGAAGAAAAUAACAUUAAUCUUAUCACUGUCAUCCCAACUCUCAUGGCCGGUCCGUCACUUACUGCAGAUGUCCCUAGCAGUAUUGGUCUUGCCAUGUCCUUGAUCACAGGGAAUGAAUUUCUCAUAAAUGGGUUGAAAGGUAUGCAAAUGCUGUCAGGCUCAAUCUCCAUCUCCCACGUGGAGGACGUUUGUCGUGCCCACGUGUUUGUGGCAGAGAAAGAAUCGGCCUCUGGUCGAUACAUUUGUUGCGCUGUCAAUACCAGUGUUCCCGAGCUAGCCAAGUUCCUCAACAAAAGAUAUCCAGAGUACAAUGUCCCUACUGAUUUUGGAGAUUUUCCAUCAAAAGCGAAGUUGAUCCUCUCGUCUGAGAAGCUUACCAAAGAGGGAUUCAGUUUCAAGUAUGGGAUCGAAGAAAUUUACGAUCAAUCUGUGGAGUACUUCAAGGCUAAGGGGAUUUUGAAGAAUUGAAAGCAUUAAUAGUGUACCUAUUUUGGCUAUUUAAAAAAAAGGCUGUGUUAUUAUUGUUCACUUGACGAUGUGGUUUUGCUUGGUUUGCUUGUAUGCAUAAAUAUAUAAUAAUUAACAAUAUUUGGUUUUGGAGAUCA